CCAGGUGCCGGGCCGGCCGCGGCGCGCGGGGCAGUAGCAUUACGCUCGCCGAACAGGAUGACCAGGAUGGCCGCGCUGCGCUGCAGAGACCCCCACGGCGUGUCGCCGGCGCCGCUGCUAGCGCUGGCUGCCCUGGCGCUGGCGGCCCUCCAGGAGGCCCACGCCGUGGCCAUCGCCCCUCCGCCCACACACGUCGGCUACAGCCAGUUUCUCCUGUUUCCUCAGAGAAGCUCGGGCAUGGGGAUGUUUCUGGCGCUCUCCGUGCCCCUCGACUCCAUCCACCACGACGUGAGUCUGGCCUACAACUUCGAGGCCAACUACAUGCUGCCGAGCAACGCCACCGCGCUCAGCGAGCUGGAGGCCCAGUACGGCUUCCGGCGAGCGCUGGGCGCGGACCCGGGACCGGCGGAGACCGCCGAGGCCCGGCGCGCGGCCCGCGCGCUCAGGGACCUGGGCAGGGCCGACGUGUACGGCAUGAUUAUGGGGAGCAUCUCGAGGGCGGGGCUGCCGGGUCGGGCGUGUCUGCUGCGCGCCGUGUGCGAGGCCUCCGAGUGGCCCAUGGUGGAGGGGCUGCUCGGGAACAUGCUCACCGUCUUGCUAACACCCUCCACGUCGGCGGACGACGGCGAGCUGCACCCUGCCUUCCACGCGGCGGAGCGGAGGGGCAAGCGGGGAGCGGACUGCGCCGUUCACUACAAGGGCUGCCCCGUAAGCCUGCUCGGACUACUCACGGAACAACAACAAUAAAGCGACA
This is a messenger RNA of Frankliniella occidentalis (western flower thrips), 754 nucleotides long. RefSeq lists its product as uncharacterized. NCBI's taxonomy places the organism in Eukaryota, Metazoa, Arthropoda, Insecta, Thysanoptera, Thripidae. Bases 58 to 747 code for a protein of 229 amino acids. The transcript is spliced from 4 exons. The record is from RefSeq and is a predicted model, not a curated record.